GUUUCGAACGGGCGCGGUAGCAUUAAUAUAUUAUUCAAUUUACGCUGGUGUUUGCAAAAAUAUAUAUUUCUGAACUUUUGCAUUGGCAAAGUUCGCUUUUUUUAUCAGAAAUUUCUUACGACAAAUCGCAGUUAACGACGAACUAAAACCAUGUCCGACUGGGAUGAUGAGCCUGACUGCACCAAUCAGCCUAUACACAAACCCCACGUUGAUGAUAAGUGGGAAAGCAAAGGGGAGGCAUCAUCCAAUAAGAAGACAGUGUCGGAAUGGAGCGAUGAAGAAGUAGCUGUUGACAAUCGUCAAGGUGCCGAUGGCAAUGGCAAUGGCAAGGGCUAUCGUGGGGAUGGCCAAGGAGGUGGCUAUCGCGGACGUCGCGAUGAUGGCCAAGGAGGCGGCUAUCGAGGACGGCGUGAAGACGCUGAUGCAGGCGGCUAUCGUGGACGACGUGAUGGCGGCGAAGGAGGAGGCUUUCGUGGACGCCGUGACGACGGCGAAGGAGGAGGCUAUCGUGGACGUCGUGACGACGGCGAAGGCGGAGGCUAUCGCGGACGCCGGGAUGACGGCGACGGAGGUGGCUACCGCGAUAAACGUGACAACGACGAUGGCGAAGAUCGUCGUGGCGGCUUUGUUCGUGAACGCGGUGGCUUUGAACGUCGCCGUCGCGACGACGGCGACAUGAACAACAAUCAGGAGGAUGGCGGCGAGGAUUGUGAAAAGAAGGCCAGGGAGUUUUAUAUACCACCCGAGCCGACCAAUGACGAGACCGAAAUGUUUAGCACCGGCAUCUCGUCGGGCAUUAAUUUUGCCAAAUACGAUAAUAUUCCCGUCAAGGUGACUGGCGAAAAUGUGCCGCAACCCAUUAAGAACUUUGAGAGCGCGCGAUUGCGCGGCAUUGUGCUGGAGAAUGUGGUCAAAUCGGGCUAUGUGGUGCCCACGCCCAUACAGAAGGUAUCGAUACCUGUAAUUGCCGAAGGACGUGAUUUGAUGGCCUGCGCCCAGACGGGCUCCGGCAAAACGGCCGCCUUUUUGCUGCCCAUACUCAACAACAUUCUGGAUGAGAGUCAUGAUCUAGAGAUUGGCAAGCCGCAGGCGGUGAUUGUCUCGCCGACGCGUGAGCUCGCCAUACAGAUCUUUAACGAGGCUCGAAAAUUUUCGUUUACCACAUAUCUGAAGAUAAGUCUCGUUUAUGGCGGCACCUCGUUCAAAUAUCAGAACGAGUGCAUUACCAAGGGUUGUCAUGUGCUGAUUGCCACACCGGGUCGUCUUCUUGAUUUUGUGGAUCGCACAUUCAUAACAUUCGAUGAUACACGUUUCAUUGUUCUCGACGAGGCCGAUCGCAUGCUGGACAUGGGCUUCUCGGAUAGUAUGCGCAAGAUAAUGCAUCAUCAGACCAUGCGUGCGGAGCAUCAGACAUUGAUGUUCUCGGCUACGUUCCCGGAGGAAAUCCAGCGCAUGGCUGGUGAAUUUUUAAAAAAUUAUGUCUUUGUUACCAUUGGCGUUGUCGGCGGCGCCUGCUCCGAUGUGCAGCAGACCGUCUACGAGGUCAACAAGUUUAACAAACGCUCCAAAUUGAUGGAAAUAUUACGCGAAGGCGCCGAUGGCACCAUUGUCUUUGUGGAGACAAAGCGUGGCGCUGAUUUUCUCGCCUCGUUCUUUUCGGAAACCGAAUUCCCGACCACCUCCAUACACGGCGAUCGCCUGCAGAGUCAGCGCGAGCAGGCUUUGCGCGACUUUAAGACUGGCACCAUGAAGGUGCUCAUUGCCACAUCGGUUGCCUCGCGUGGUCUUGAUAUUAAGAAUGUAAAGCAUGUUAUCAACUAUGAUAUGCCCACCAAUAUUGAUGAUUAUGUGCAUCGCAUUGGACGCACUGGUCGUGUGGGCAAUAGUGGACGUGCCACAUCAUUCUUUGAUCCAGAACAGGAUCGCACACUUGCCGCUGAUCUGAUCAAGAUCUUGGAGGGUUCCGGCCAAGAGGUGCCGGAGUUUCUUAAGGAAAUUGGCGGCGGCAGCAGCAGCUAUUGUAGCUCCAAGUUUGGCGGCAUUGAUGUUCGCGGCGGUGCUAAAAACGGGCACAUUGACAACUUGGAGGAAGAGGAGGAAUGGAAUUAAAUUAGUAUUCUAUAUAAUAUGCAUAUACUUUUAAAGCACUUUGACUAGAUCUUCAUCAUAUUUCACACCCAAAAACCCAACAAAUCUAUCAAAUAUUUCAAUUGUGCUUUCUUCAUACAAAAACAAAAUUCAUCGCGAACAAAGAUAAUUUAUGUAAAUCUUAUAUAAACAUUGAUAUAUACGUAAAACAAUAUUAUAUGAGUUACAUAUAAUUUGUAUUGGCAAUGCAAAUAAUGAAUGUUGCAUUCAAAUUAUUAAUUUCAUUAAA
Drosophila novamexicana is the source of this 2377-nucleotide messenger RNA. Its product is annotated as ATP-dependent RNA helicase vasa. NCBI's taxonomy places the organism in Eukaryota, Metazoa, Arthropoda, Insecta, Diptera, Drosophilidae. Gene Ontology annotation, cellular component: nucleus; P granule. The coding region runs from base 151 to 2109 and encodes 652 amino acids. The record is from RefSeq and is a predicted model, not a curated record. The transcript has 9 exons. Gene Ontology annotation, biological process: cell differentiation; gamete generation. Gene Ontology annotation, molecular function: ATP binding; RNA helicase activity; RNA binding.